Molecule: messenger RNA, 1266 nt
Organism: Peniophora sp. CBMAI 1063
Lineage: Eukaryota; Fungi; Basidiomycota; Agaricomycetes; Russulales; Peniophoraceae
Source: the annotation of a GenBank genome assembly
AUGCUGCCUUCUGUCGAAUUACCGGUGCAUUCUGUCAUUCCAGUAUCACUGGUCCUUCUCCUCUCCUACCUCCUCUAUGUCCGGCUAACGCGAUGGCGAGUCUAUAAGCACGUUCAUCACAAGUAUGAACAUCGCUUGCGGGACCUUGACGCCCUUACACCUGCCGAGGCGCAAGACAUCAUUCACGCAUCCAUGCUUUGGGAUAUGCCCUCUAUAGUCUUCAACUCACUCUCAUUCGCCAUCGUGCGCACGUACGCUAUACCUUCCAUAUCAAGGGUGCUAUGCGGUACCAAAGAACUUCGCUCAGGGCCGACCGUGUCGAAGCGGUACCUCGAUACAGCAAUCAUUGCCGCGACUUGGGGAACCUGCCCUAUCAGCACGAAGGAGCCGCCGUCGGAGUUCUAUGCGGGAUCAGUCGGGACAGAAGACGCAAGUACGGACCCGCGAACGUUCAUAGCGGUCGCGCGCAUGAACUGGAUACACUCCCACUACAAGAUAAGCAAUGAUGACUACCUCUAUACGUUGGCAUUGUUCAUCUUCGAGCCCAUAAAGUGGAUCCGGCUAUACGGCUGGCGUCCGCUCUCUGAUUUGGAGAUACAGGCUCGCUAUGUCUUCUACAGGCAGAUCGGUGAGAUGAUGGGCAUCAAGGAUAUCCCGAGCACCGUGGCCGAACUUGAAGCGUGGGCCGAGGAUUACGAGACGCGCGAGAUGCUCCCUGCUGACACCAAUCAUGCGCUGGCGGAGGGCAUGCUAGAAGAGCUUGUCUCAAGUGUUCCUUCACUCUUCCGAGGACCGUUCAAGCGCAUCGCUAUUUGUGCAAUGGAUGACAGGAUGAGAGUGGCCAUGAAGCUACCCCAACAACCUCGCGCAUUGCAUGAUUUGGUGAGCGCUGGUGCUGCCGCCAUGCGAGUCAUUCAACGACAUUUCCUUCCCCCGCGGGCGCAUGCAAAGUGCAUCAUUCCGCUCGAGUCGGGUUCGGCCACGUUACACCCCAAACUGACACGUUCGCAUCCAAUACUGAGAGUUUCCAAGCCCUGGUACGCUCCGCGUACGGUUGGUCCCAAGCGCCUUCUGGAGAGACUUGCACUCGCCGUGGGGCUUCUGAGUGUAGACGACAUCCCUAGUCCUCAGUAUAGUGAAGAGGGAUAUAGGCUUGAGGAGCUUGGACCACAUCGCUGGAAGAAUACUGGGCAUGCAGAAGUCAUGCAAGAGGCAGGUGAAAUGAUGGGAUGUCCCGUCCGAGGUAUUUGGGCGCGGGAUGGUUAA